GGGGUGAGGCGGACAGUCGCUGAUCCACCGGUAUCAUGGCUUCCUAACUGGAGGGGAAUAUGACUGAGAGUAAAACAGGGAUUUUUGUCUGAAUGCACGACUGCUUGUUGCCUUCUCUAGCACGUGAGAUUGGGACAGAGGGGUUCGGCCUCCCUUUUCGCCCCCAACGGCCGCCCCUGGGAUCCAGGAUAUACUUUUAAUUUUUAUCGGUGAAUUUCCAUUCGUAAACCGUGGAAGAUGGCCGACCCGGCGGAGUGCACCAUCAAAGUGAUGUGCCGUUUCAGGCCCCUGAAUAGCUCUGAGGUGACCAGAGGCGACAGAUACAUUCCCAAGUUUCAAGGGGAAGAGACCGUUGUUAUUGGGGGUAAACCAUACAUGUUUGACAGAGUCUUUCAGUCAAAUACAACACAAGAACAAGUGUACAACGCCUGUGCCCAAAAGAUUGUAAAAGAUGUUCUUGAGGGAUACAAUGGAACCAUUUUUGCUUAUGGGCAAACAUCAUCUGGCAAAACACACACCAUGGAGGGGAAUCUCCAUGACACAGAUUCAAUGGGGAUCAUCCCCAGGAUAGUGCAAGAUAUCUUCAACUACAUCUAUUCCAUGGAUGAAAACCUGGAGUUUCAUAUCAAAGUUUCAUAUUUUGAAAUCUACCUAGACAAGAUCCGGGAUCUUUUGGAUGUGUCAAAGACCAAUUUAUCAGUCCAUGAAGACAAAAACAGAGUACCUUAUGUCAAGGGUUGCACUGAAAGAUUUGUCUGCAGCCCAGACGAGGUCAUGGAUACAAUCGAUGAAGGCAAAUCUAACAGACAUGUAGCAGUAACAAACAUGAACGAACACAGCUCCAGGAGUCACAGUAUCUUCCUGAUAAAUGUUAAACAGGAGAACACUCAGACCGAGCAAAAGCUCAGUGGAAAGUUGUACCUGGUGGAUCUUGCUGGUAGUGAAAAGGUCAGUAAAACGGGUGCAGAGGGAGCUGUGCUGGAUGAGGCCAAGAACAUCAACAAGUCCCUGUCAUCUCUGGGAAACGUCAUCUCUGCAUUGGCUGAGGGAUCGGCUUACAUCCCUUACAGAGACAGCAAGAUGACCCGUAUACUUCAGGACUCUUUGGGUGGUAACUGUCGAACCACCAUAGUCAUUUGCUGUUCACCUUCCUCCUUUAAUGAGGCUGAAACUAAAUCCACCCUAAUGUUCGGACAAAGAGCAAAGACCAUCAAGAACACCGUGACAGUGAAUAUUGAGCUGACAGCAGAGCAGUGGAAGCAGAAGUAUGAGAGGGAGAAAGAGAAGAAUAAAACACUCAGGAACACCAUCACAUGGUUGGAGAACGAGCUCAACCGCUGGAGGAAUGGGGAGAGUGUGCCAGUAGAGGAGCAGUUUGACAAAGAGAAGGCCAACGCCGAGGUGCUAGCCCUGGACAACAUAAUCAACGACAAGCCGGCCUCCACGCCCAACAUGCCCGGCGUUCGCCUCACAGAUGUGGAGAAAGACAAGUGUGAGGCUGAACUGGCGAAGCUCUACAAACAGCUGGAUGAUAAGGAUGAGGAAAUCAACCAGCAGAGCCAACUGGCUGAGAAGCUGAAGCAGCAGAUGCUGGACCAGGAGGAGCUUCUUGCUUCCUCUCGGCGUGACCAUGAGAACCUCCAGGCAGAGCUGAACCGCCUGCAAGCUGAGAACGAGGCCUCUAAGGAGGAAGUGAAGGAGGUGUUGCAGGCACUGGAGGAGCUGGCUGUCAACUAUGAUCAGAAGAGUCAAGAGGUGGAGGAUAAAACCAAGGAGUUUGAGGCCAUCAGUGAGGAGCUUAGCCAAAAAUCAUCCAUCCUGUCCUCUUUGGACUCUGAGCUCCAGAAGCUCAAAGAGAUGUCCAACCACCAGAAGAAGAGGGUGACUGAGAUGAUGUCUUCACUGCUCAAAGACCUAGCUGAGAUUGGCAUUGCCGUAGGCAGCAAUGACAUUAAGCAACACGAGGGUGGCAGCGGUCUGAUUGACGAGGAGUUCACGGUGGCCCGUCUGUACAUCAGCAAAAUGAAGUCAGAGGUUAAGACGAUGGUGAAACGCUGCAAGCAGCUGGAGGGCAUCCAGUCAGAGAGCAACAAGAAGAUGGAUGAGAAUGAGAAGGAGUUGGCCGCCUGUCAGCUCCGUAUCUCCCAGCAUGAGGCAAAGAUCAAGUCCCUGACUGAGUAUCUGCAGAACGUGGAGCAGAAGAAGAGGCAGCUGGAGGAGAACGUGGACUCUCUCAAUGAGGAACUUGUGAAGCUCAGUGCUCAGGAGAAAGUUCAUGCUAUGGAGAAAGAAAACGAGAUCCAGACUGCAAACGAAGUCAAGGAAGCAGUGGAGAAGCAGAUUCACUCCCAUCGUGAAGCUCACCAGAAACAGAUCAGCAGCCUGAGAGAUGAGCUGGACAACAAGGAGAAACUCAUCACUGAGCUGCAGGAUUUGAACCAGAAGAUCAUGUUGGAGCAGGAGAGACUCCGAGUGGAGCAUGAGAAACUCAAAUCCACCGACCAGGAGAAGAGCCGCAAGCUGCAUGAGCUGACGGUGAUGCAGGACAGAAGGGAGCAAGCCAGACAGGAUCUGAAGGGUCUGGAAGAGACAGUGGCCAAGGAGCUGCAGACUCUGCACAACCUGAGAAAACUCUUUGUUCAGGACCUGGCCACCAGGGUGAAAAAGAGUGCUGAAAUGGACUCUGACGACACGGGAGGCAGCGCAGCACAAAAACAGAAAAUCUCCUUUCUUGAGAACAAUCUUGAGCAACUCACCAAGGUUCACAAACAGCUGGUUCGUGAUAAUGCAGACCUUCGCUGUGAACUUCCUAAACUGGAAAAGCGUCUUCGUGCUACGGCUGAGCGGGUCAAGGCCUUGGAAUCUGCAUUGAAGGAAGCCAAGGAGAACGCUGCUCGCGACCGCAAACGCUACCAGCAGGAGGUGGACCGCAUCAAGGAGGCCGUCAGGGCCAAGAACAUGGCCAGGAGGGGACAUUCGGCUCAGAUUGCCAAACCCAUCCGACCCGGGCAACAACCAGUGGCAUCUCCCACUCAUCCCAAUAUCAACCGCAGUGGAGGAGGCUUCUACCAGAACAGCCAGACAGUGUCUAUCAGGGGAGGGGGCACCGGCAAGCCCGACAAGAACUGAGGAGCAGCGAGACCGUAGAACAACACCGACAGAAGAAGCCAUUUUCACCCACCUGCCCACCCAGACAACCUGUCAUUCCAUUACAGCAAACGGCUCCUCGUCGCGGCUUCAGAGCCACAAAGGAGUCCUGAAUUAUAAAUAUAUAUAUAUAAAUAUUCCCGGCCUGUACAGCUCCAGCUCCCCCCCGAGCCCCCACACCCUCCACCUACCCUCACCCAUUACCAUCAUGAAUUAUCUCUUUUCUCUUACGGGAUAUAAUAAAAAAAAAAACUUUACAAAGUAAAAAUGAAAAAGUAAUUGUAAUUUAAAAGGCAGAAUAAUAAUAUUCUUCUUCACUGAACCAAACG
Messenger RNA from Melanotaenia boesemani (Boeseman's rainbowfish), 3476 nucleotides. Its product is annotated as kinesin-1 heavy chain. The coding region runs from base 238 to 3129 and encodes 963 amino acids. The record is from RefSeq and is a predicted model, not a curated record. Lineage: Eukaryota; Metazoa; Chordata; Actinopteri; Atheriniformes; Melanotaeniidae. The transcript has 26 exons. Gene Ontology annotation, biological process: microtubule-based movement. Gene Ontology annotation, molecular function: ATP binding; microtubule motor activity; microtubule binding.